Molecule: messenger RNA, 894 nt
Organism: Penicillium macrosclerotiorum
Lineage: Eukaryota; Fungi; Ascomycota; Eurotiomycetes; Eurotiales; Aspergillaceae
Exons: 5
Cellular component (GO): 90S preribosome; nucleus
Source: RefSeq, a predicted model, not a curated record
GCGCCAAUUGAGCUAAAGGUUUUUUCGCACAAGCAUUUAAUCAUCAUGACCGAGGGAGCAUCUCCUAAAGGCUUGUCGGCCAAGCUAGACAAGAAACGCAAGCGCCAGGCUGAGGAGUCCGCACAGCAAAACAAGCCUCAGGCCGCACCCGCCACAGCGCCGGCAGCUUCAGCGGAUGGCCCGAAUAAGAAAAAGCGCAAGAAGGGAAAGAAGAACAAGCAGCAACCGGAGCAAGAUGUGAAGUCGCAGGAUCGCAAAAGUGGUGUUGACGAGUCCAUUGGGAAGAUGGAUGGUCGAUUGCUGGCCGAUUACUUUGCGCAACGGGCACAGAAGCUGGACAAGGAGCUUUCGGCGGUGGAGCUUAGUGACCUUUCAAUUCCGGAUUCGGCAUUCCUCGAUACUUCCUCGUUCACCGAGCCUCGAUCGUUGGACAAACUUCCCGAUUUCCUCAAGGCGUUUAGCCCGAAGGGUGCAGACUUGUCGAAGGCGUCAGAAACGAAAGGUAGCCCCCAUACGCUGGUGGUGUCCUCGGCUGGGCUUCGAGCGGCGGAUGUGGUGAGAGCACUUCGAACUUUCCAGAACAAAGAAUCGAUCGUAGGGAAGCUGUUUGCGAAGCACAUCAAGCUUGAGGAAGCGAAGCAAUUCCUUGAACGGGCACGGACGGGAAUGGGUGCGGGAACGCCAGCCAGAAUAUCUGACUUGAUCGAGUCCGGAACUCUCAAGGUGGAUGAGCUGGAGCGCAUUGUUAUUGAUGGAUCCCACAUUGACCAGAAACAGCGGGGUAUUUUUGAUAUGAAAGAGACACACUUCCCGCUGUUGCAGUUGUUGGCUCGGCCGGAGCUGCGUGAGCGGUAUGGAACUAAGAAGAACCGGGUGCAGAUUCUAGUGUUCUAA